Zootermopsis nevadensis is the source of this 2005-nucleotide messenger RNA. NCBI's taxonomy places the organism in Eukaryota, Metazoa, Arthropoda, Insecta, Blattodea, Termopsidae. The record is from RefSeq and is a predicted model, not a curated record.
GUUAACUGAAUUGCAAACAUGACUGAAAGUAAGGAUUAACUACGAGUUCGUAAUUUAUUUUCCCAUAAACUUAAUCGUCGUAUGGAACACAUCACAUGAAGUUCAGUUCAAAUUCUGAUAAAUUGAAUCCGGUCAGGUUUUCUUAUUCUCAGCAUCAGCAGCAAUAACACAGAUUAAGCUUCUUCGUUUUCCAGUUACAAAGAUUAAAACUGUUACUUCCAUUUCUAUAUCAAAUGCCCUGACAUAUUACACCCUCGGUUUUACAUUGAUACAGAAGCUUCAGUAUCGAUAUUCAUUCUUCCCAAAUAGUACAGCUAAUUCUCUUGACUGUUUCCUUUAUUGGUUUAUUAAUGUUUUCCCCAUUUCUUGUCAAAUAUCUUGACUACUUUAUUGUCCUUCAACCUCUACAGAGCGACCGUUAUUAUGAAACACAUUUGUGUUGCUUGCUUUCUUCUCACUUCUUUCGCUAACGUAAAACAUUCUGAUUCAUAUAAAAGCAUAAGUAGACUAGAUAUUACUUUAGCCCAGCUCAGGUAAUCUAAAUCUAUACUGCCACAGUUGGUAACAAUGCGGUUGUAGAUGGAAGCCGAAUGGAAUGCUGAGGAUGGCGAUUCUGUACAGUGUGACAUUGGACGGUCAAUGAGUGAGGUUGUAGAGACGGAGAAGCCGCGCCCCUGUGAAAUCAACCAAAUCUACUUCGAAAUGGAGAAACUUUGCGGUUUUCAACUUGAGUAGUCCGGAAGAGCACACUAUUUAGAGAGUGAAAUUAGACUGAGGGUCGUGAUUUGCUUCAUUUUGCGUGAGAACGGAACACAGUUCAGACAGCGAUUCGUAACAUCCGGGAAACAGCAAUAUUGGACUUCCACUGGCAUCGGCAUGGUUCCCUCAUGCAAGUUUCUGGGUGCAGCGCUUAUAGUGAUGUUAGUGCUGUCUGCAGUGGCGUGUGUGAAACGGCGCAUUAUAAUUCAUGUUCCACAUCGGGUGAAACACAUUCAUCACCACCAUGUGGUGAAGGUAAAGCCAAAACCACAUUACCAUCAUUACUACAGCCACCAUGAUUCACACGGGCACCAUUAUCACCAUCACCACGACGGACAUAAUCACCACCAUCAUCACCAUGGCGAUGAUGACGACUAGCCGCUCCAGAAGAACUUUAUUUAUACGAAAAUGUAAUUAUUAUUGCUGUAUACAAGACUUACAACCAUUUCAACAUACCUAACAGAAAAUGUAUUCUCAUAUUGUUAAGACAAUAAAAUGUUAAAGGCUAUGAUGGACUAUGCGUGCAGAUAGAACUGCAGAGGCAGAAAUAACAGAAUUUUGGUGGGUAACUCUGGAAAAUAUGUUUGUAAGACCGAUUGGGUGGAGAGGUUCACAAGGAUGGAUUAGAAUUAGAAGGGCUGUGGUGGAUAGAACUGGUUCAGAAUUGUGUCCAAAUACGAGCUGUGAUAUUAGAGGUGUCGAACCUUUCUGUUCUCCUGCCACAGUAUUGGUGUUGCUCAGUUGUUAUUCUUUUCGUCUGUACUUAGACUGACUGUAGUGGGGUUGGUGGAAAUGGAAUUCACUUUGCAAUUACCAUGUAAUCAAAUUAUUUUUAGUACUAGUUGUUUCUAAAACUCGCAAGUUGAAUCUUUACUCAAUCAGUUCUAAACAAAUGCCGAUCACUGAUUUAAGAUAGUCAUUUAGUGUGGCUACUGUGUCACAAAGCAGCCUGCUUUAUUUUUAAUGUCUGGGAGCAAUUUGUAAUAAUUAAUCACACAAGAAAGAACCUUCCAAGGUCUGUGGAAACGUGUCCCCGUUUUUUUGAAAUGCAUAACCGCAUUCCUCUUAACAUGGAAACUAAACAUUUACCUUGAAAAACCAGUAAGUAACUCAUGUGAUUUAUGUUCUAUAAAUGCUGCAUGCAGUGCAGUCCUAACAAAUACGCUCAACUCAAUGUUAGGUUAUAAUCAGAAGAAAAUGUGUGACAGGAAUCUGGUACUGCAAACAAUAAACCUUUUUAAAGAAA